Molecule: messenger RNA, 4736 nt
Organism: Anopheles funestus (African malaria mosquito)
Lineage: Eukaryota; Metazoa; Arthropoda; Insecta; Diptera; Culicidae
Product: fibrinogen-like protein 1
Exons: 3
Coding region: 1803-3173 (456 amino acids)
Source: RefSeq, a predicted model, not a curated record
UUUUCCUCUAACCGAUUGAUUCAAUCCAUUCAGUGCCGAAUGUCCAUUACGAAAAUGGAGAUUUCUUCAAACUGAAGCAAAAGCAGCAACAAGUAACAUCCUGCCCAUCUUUCACGGCCGGAAAUUAAAAGACGUAUCAAUUUUUCGAAUGUAACUCAUUCUAUAAUGGAGCGCCAUUGAGCACCCUGGAGAGCAAUAUGACGACAUUUUCUCCUUUCAUUUUAUUUCUGGUCUUUACAAGGAAAAGAUAUAAAGGAACGACAACUACUGAUCAAAGGGUACCAACCGGAGCGGUAAGUAGAUAGAUCUGAUUCGACAAAUGUAUUCUGUGAGAGGAAAAAAAAAUAUCACGGACACGCUUUCGAUGGCGCAAUAUGGUGAAGGAGGUUUAUUUGUUUGCUUCGUCCCUGCAAUGUUUUGUGGUUUGGUUGUACGCUACUGUUUCUUGUGGAGACGCUAUUCACGGCCGUUGCAGUAUCGCAAGCUUUUCAUCAGCCUGAUGUCAAUGUGAUUGCGUUGGAGUUGCAAAGGAAGCCCGUUUUGUUUCGAUUUUGUUAGAUAGAGUUGAGGUAAAUAAAUGUUCCCAUUUCCCGCAGAAGGGCGAAGCAGAUGGAAAAGAACUACCUGAUAUCAAAGAAAGCAUCACAAAGACUCGCUGCUUCUUAUUACCAUUGAUACGCAUUAUACUUAGAAGCUGCUUUUUUAUGAACCAAUAUCAAAGACAUUUUUAAUACAACAAAACGCCCGCGUAAUAAAUCCUUGUUUGACGUCAAAGUCGGUGCAUCGACCGCUGAACGCUUUGUGUGUCAUCCAUAUUUAUGCUGUGUUGACUUUUUUUGUUUCUCUCAUCCGUGAAUUUGCAUAUUGAUGUAAACUACCGACAGCAAUCUACAUUUCGGAGUGAUUAAAUUGUUCCGCUGCUUGCCAGUCCGACCCAUGUCGCUGGUUGGGCUAAACAUAAUAAAUUGCCCACAGCUGUGAUGCUGGGUGGAACUGGUUUUCGUGGCAUGUGAAAAUCCCAAAGAUCUAAGAGAAUUAGCAAGCUGUGGAUUUGCUGCUGAUGUUUUGAGUUUUGUUUUGUUUGCUUCGGUUGAACAGAACCUAAUUUUGGAUGCGCGGAAACCAGUUUAAUCAUUGAUAUGUAGAUGUAGACUUCCAGUUCGGAACAUUAGUGCUGUUGAAAUGUUUGGUAAGAUUCCUUUUUGGUGACACUGUUUAAUCAUCUGCAUUCGCUUACUUUCUCUUUCUUUUACGAUCGUGUAUAUCCGAUUCCGCCUGCUUGGGGUUAGUCAUUGGAGCGAUUUGUUGUGCGAAUGAUCGCUUGUUUUAGGACAACUUUUUACUCACUCAGUGCCUAUUUGUUUAAGGAAGAAGAAAUCAAACUGAGUUCCACGUCUAGGCAUAAGAUUCACACCAUUUACACAUAAUCUUUUAGGGACUUUUUUGCUAUCAUCAGCAAAUCAUUUCAUUUCACCGCUAGCUAGAAAGUAUGAGCAGGUGUGCCAGCAAAUAAGCAACGAAAUUCGCGAUUUGGGUCGGCCAGUAGGAUAAACCUGUUGGUGCUUUGUUGUGUUGCGUUUUUUCUUCCAUUCAGCCGAAACCAUAUCGCGAAAGCUUCGUUGCUUGUUUAGGAGCUUGAUCUAACGGUUUCUGCUGGCUUUAACGAACAGUUACAAACACAAACUGAAUAGUAGAAAGCAUCUCUAUCUCUCCAUAUUCGACUAGCUGGGAAAGAGUCGCAAGGUAUCAGUUCGGUUGUGAGCUGCUUCGGCCGACAGUUGUGUUUUAGGAACAGAACGAAAAUGAGGCAACUACAGCUAUUCCUGGUCGGAGCGGUUAUGCUACUGACGAUGGCUCUGAUAGUGACCGUGCAGAGUGAACCAAUUAAGACGAGCCAUGGUCAUAGUCAUAGUCAUAGCCAUAGUCAUAGUCACGGUCACCAUCACCAUCAGUCACAUCAUCAUCACAAAAAGAAGCACAGCGGACAUCAUCAUCAUCAUCAUCACAACAUGGUUUACGGGUUUGGUGAUCCAUUUGAGUCAAACGGACGAUGGUUGCAGGACGAGAAUGAACAGUGCAACUGUGACGUGAUCGUACAGAAGAUGAAGAAACUGCGUGAGAAAGUACUGACGGUGGUUAGCUCGUUCGACAAGUUGCUCAAGGUUCAGGUCGAUCUGCGAAACAUUAAGAACAUGCUGAAGAAUAUCGACCUGAGCUUAACUACGUUAGGCGGAUUCGUGGCCAGCAGCGAGAGUCAGAUCGCUUUCCUCGAGCAGCAAACAAAUGAUAUUUCCUUGCUGCUAAGCCGAAGUAAGGCAGGUGUGAUACAGCUCAUCACGAAAGAGAACCUGGUGGAGGCACUGGGUCCAGUGAAGUCGUCCACCGAUGCGCCCCCGCUGGAGGAGUUCGAUGAGGUCGUGUACAGCUCGUGUCAGGACCGUCGGAUCGUAAAGACGGGUGUAUACAAGGUGUACGUCAACAUCACCAAGAGCAUGUACGUGCUGUGCAGCUUGGACUUUGGGCAGAACGCUUGGACGGUGAUUCAGAACCGUUUCGAUGGUUCGGAGACGUUCUUCCGUCCGUUCAAACAUUACCAGCUUGGGUUCGGAUAUUACGGGUACGGCGAAUACUGGUUGGGGUUGGAAAAUAUCUUCACGAUGAUGUCCGGUCGGGAUUACGAGCUGCUCAUACUGAUGGAGGACUUUGAUGGCAAGUUCGCGUACGCCAAGUACAAGUACUUCCGCAUCGAGGGCGAAAAGGACGAUUACAAGCUGGCCAAGCUGCACGGUUACGUCGGCAAUGCGGGCAACUCGCUGCAGGAAUCCGAAGGCAUGAAGUUCUCCACGUACGAUCGCGACAAUGACAAAUCGUCGCAAAAUUGUGCACAAGAAAACCACGGCGGAUGGUGGUAUAAGGCGUGCGGUGACAGCAACUUGAACGGUGCGUACCGUAAGGAGUACUCGCACGAUCUGACCGGUAUAUUCUGGAAGGAGUUCCGCGGGCUAAACUACAGCCUGAAGCGGUCUCGUAUUAUGAUCCGAAACAGGAAGGAACACUAUCACCAUCAUAAACCGCACUAUCAGCAUCACGGUUAUCACCGAAUAGACGUGGAGGAUGUCAACGAAGAGGAAGACGAAGAAAAUUACGAGCCUGGCUUUGAAAUUGACUUCUAGAGUCCCUGUACUAUGGUGACCUAUGGCGGGAACUGUUGAUUAAUAAUUUAUACCGAUUAUUUUAUUUAUACUUCUGCAUACUUACUUGAACUGCAUCAAUAAAUUAUAUUGGUCUGAUUAUUUAUUUUUUAUUAUUGCAUGACUUCCUUUGCGGACAUUUUGUUCGAUUGUAUUAACCUUAAAAAAUCAAUAAAAUUCAUGUAUAAAGUGAUGAGUUCACUUGAAAAUGACAUAAUGGUUAUAGUUUAAAACUUUAACCUAAAAAACAGCUUUCCAAGUAAUAUGUACUAAAGUUAUGCUUUCAUGGAAUCAAUUGAUUGAAACAAAUUGAAACACUUUCUUCCACCAAACUACCACACACAACAAACCUUUUGCUCUGUGUAAUGUAAUUUAUUUCCUUCCCAUGUUGUCUCAAAAAUGAUUGCGUUAGUAGAAUGUUACAAACUACAUAUAUUAAUAUCAGUAAUUUAUUUUCUGUCAUAAUAAAUUUUCCUUCACCCAACUCUGCUGCUACCCCCCCCCAAAAACAACGGAGAUUUGCUAAAGCCCAUCGCUCUGAUGAGAAUCUCUGGCCCAAUUCGUCAAUGUUGUGGUCAUCUACUGGUCGUAUUAAGGGGUUGACAUUUACAGCAUAUUCAAACACAACCAAAAAAUAAGCUGAGGUAAACGAAAGAAGAACGACGGGGGGCUGUGUAUUUGCGAGUGAAUAAUUCAAAUUAUUUUUAUUUAUUACUGCGCCCAAAAACCCACUCCAAACUGGGCAAUGAUUUAUAUGGGCCAAUGCUCCUGAGCGGUGGUUUGAGAUUGUUGUUGUUUUUCUGUGUGGAUGAAGAUAUUUCUGAAAGGAAUGAAACGAAUGUAAAUUACAAUAUAAUGCAUUUCUGCAUUAAUGACUAUUAAUCCACAACGGAAUCGGAAGAACGUUUCAUUACGGGAGUAUCAAUUUAUUGAUACUCGUGACGCAAAUGAAAGUUGGUAUGAUUGUUCGUUACAAUUCGAGAGCAUUAUGGCCAUUAUAUCAUUAAUUUAACUGUUUUUGAUAGGAAAUAAAGCAGAAAAUAUGAUCAUGUUUGUGGGAUAAUUCUUGUACGCCAUCUCCAUUCCAAGAAACAAAAACAAAAGACAAUUUUCAAAAAACUUACAAAAUGGUACAUGAAAAGUCCAGUGUUCUGUGACCUCGUAAGGUUUGGUGGGGGGUUGCUGCUUUCAACGUCAGUUGCAGAAAUGUUUGAACAUUUUAACGAAAUGCCACUCCCAAAUUAGGCAAACGGAUUUCGCACCACGAAGCAGCGCAAAGGCAUCGUUCCCCGUUAAUGAAUUAUGCUUCGCGUCGUUUGCAGUUCCGGAAGGAGUGAGUGCAUGUGCAAGGAUGCACGUGGCUUUUGCGGGGGUACCAUUUUACUUUGAUGUUGAAACCAGGCACGAAUUUUCCUUUUUCACGAUCCAAAACACUUCCAUUCACCCAGUAGGUCAGUGGGUGCAUUUUUGAUGCUUUUCAAUGGUUUCCUCGGUACAAGGAAAGAUGCGCCGAAGGAAGCAAAAACCAGUAGAUGAACGAGAGGA